This is a messenger RNA of Aureobasidium melanogenum CBS 110374, 2454 nucleotides long. RefSeq lists its product as uncharacterized. Gene Ontology annotation, molecular function: transmembrane monodehydroascorbate reductase activity. The record is from RefSeq and is a predicted model, not a curated record. NCBI's taxonomy places the organism in Eukaryota, Fungi, Ascomycota, Dothideomycetes, Dothideales, Saccotheciaceae. The transcript has 3 exons. Bases 1 to 2454 code for a protein of 817 amino acids.
AUGUCGGCCAACGGCAACAGCGCGCCAGGUAGCAGUGUCUACGACUCUAGCACCAUGUAUGUUGGAGAUGGGACAUGGCUCGCUUCUAAGAACACUUUCCUUUUGCCCAACCUCCAGGGUCUCAAUUUUGCGACAAUGCAGCUGAACAGCAUGUCCAGUCGCUUCGCCAACCUACCAGAGUAUCGACGCCUCAUCAUUGGCCACGGUGUUGUUGCUGCCCUCGUCUUUCUCCUCAUAGUGCCCUCGGCCAUCUUCAUCGCUCGCUUCUACUACAGAAAUCCCCGACUUGCUCUCAGACUCCAUAUCUAUCUCCAGAUCCUGACUGUUGCCUUGAUCACUGUUGUGUUGAUCCUCGGCUGGUUUGCCGUGGGACCUGAGCGAAGCUUGUCCAAUCCCCACCACGGCAUAGGCGUCGCUCUGUACACUCUUGUUCUGGUGCAGUUCUUUGGUGGUGCCUUAAUCCAUCGAAUCGAGAAGGGCAAGUCACGAUGGAAGAUUCCUCUCAAGCUGAUGCUCCACCAAUGGCUUGGUAGAGCAAUUGCCUUGCUCGGUCUUGCACAGAUCCCUCUGGGUAUGACCCUGUAUGGAUCUCCCAAGUACUUGUUCAUCCUCUACGCUUUGGCUGUAUUCGCUCUUCUUGUCUUGUACUUCAUUCUCUGUUACAUUUAUCAACCGAUUGCCGACUAUGACGACUAUUCAAGUUACAUUUCAGGUCCAACAAGGACCGAAAUCACUGAUGAUCGCAGAACCGGACGCACUCGGCGCACUGUCAGUACUGGUAGCAACACCAGUCAUCAUGGUUUGAGAAACACGGCUUUCUUUGGCGCAGGUCUGGCAGGGUUGGCAGCGCUUCGUCGACGUUCGCAAAGCAGAAAGGCUCAGAGAGCUGAAAGAGCCAAGGUCCCUUCCCAUAGGUCAUACCCUUCAGAGUCCUAUGUCGAAGAGGAAAAAGUGAUCGAAAGCCGUCGCAAGAACAACACUUGGAGAGACAGAUUGCUCGGUGCUGGCGCUGGACUUGGUGCAUAUCAGGGAUUCAAGAGGGUCUUCUCGCGCAGAUCGCCGCAAGACGAAGAGAGCUACGCUGGUUCUUCAUACGCUCCCACAGUCGGUGGAAGCCAGGCCCUCAAUCGAGCCGACGUGAUAAGAGUCCAAGAUGGUGAAGCACCAUUGUCGCCUGAACCUCAGCGGGUCGUCAGAUCAGAUCGAGCCAGCACGGUCCCGGUUAAUGCCCCCCUCGAACAGCCUCUUCGCUCGCGCACAAGUCGAGAUUCCUUCUCGUCAUACGACAGCCGGAGCUCGUUCGAAGAUGAACAACCAUCCCAGCCACUGAAGUCACCCGAGUCUGGUAUUGUCGCUGGUAUCGGUGCGUUAGGAUUGCUCGGAUACCUCAGAGAGAGGCGCAGGCAGAAUCAAAUCAGGAAGGAUAACGUCAGAGUCGUGGACAUGCGCCAGCAAGAACGGCAGAAUGCUGAGCGUAUCAACCGUGCAAACAGUCGACGCUACACGGAUCGACCUGGGUACAGAAGACCGAGCAUUGCUGACACCGAAGCUGCACAUGAUCUCGGAUUCGCGGGGAGCAGCCCCGAGCUAUCAAGACAUCACUUACCUACUGGCAACAUGCCCCCAUUGCCGGCUUCUGCAGCAACUUUGCCAGCCAGUAACCAGUACAGCCCAACUCGUUUACCGAACAAUGACGGAGCUGCACCUUUAUCACCGCCAAUGAUGAGUCCUGCAUAUCCGACUCAACCUGGCCCUGUGCCGAUGCCCGAAGGAGCUGUCGUUCCGGACGCUUCUCGUCUUGCAAGGUCAGAUAACGCAUCCAGGACCCAUCUCCCAGCAGAGGCUAUAGCGGCAGGUCUUGCAGCUGAUGACAUGGUACAUUCACCCACGAAGUACAAAUCUCGUGAAAGACUCGAACACCCUCACGGCCACACAUCGCAAAUUAAAGCGACUAGCAGUCCAGCAAGCGUUGCCUCCCCACCAGUCAGUGUCAAGGUAAAGAUGCACAAUGAUGGACGCCAUGUCACACUCCGUCGUUUGAAUGAAGAUGAAGCUGCAGCGGAGCGAGAGGCACGAAGACGGGAGAGACGCCAGAGAAGGAGGCGAGCCGAGAGUUUGAGCUCUGGUGUAGAGGAUGAGAGUAUCAGGUACAGGCGUGCUCAAGGUGCUGUAUCAUCUCCGAACAACGCAGCCAGACCACCAGCUUCAUCACAUCCGGAUGAGCUGAAUCUUCCACCUAUGCAGGGUCCUCCUCCGGUGCCGGUUCACAGCACAGGCAUGAGUCCUGUCAACAUGGCCGCCAGUGGCAUCACCAGCGGCAUUGGUAGUCCCGGCACCUAUGAUACAGGUACCGGAACGGAUCUCAGUGCCUUCGACACCAACAGGAAAAGACGAAGAGCAGAACGAGCUGCUCAACGAAGCGCCAACCAGGGUGCCCGUGUUGAGUUCUCUUAA